GUUAAACUGUAGAGGGCGCUGUGUGGGCAUGUGUGACAACCAUAUGAAAAAUAAAGUUUCCGUAGCAACGGAAACUUGCCCGCUGUUUACCAGUGCCCAAAGACACAUGGUGAGAUGUUAAUCCACUCAGCCGUGACAGCAACCACUAAAAGCACCUGAGGAGAAAAAUGGGCCUGUUGUCCAUUCUUCGAAGACUGAAGCAGUCUCCUGAGCAGGAAGUGAGGUUACUGCUGUUAGGAUUGGAUAAUGCUGGAAAGACCACUCUGCUAAAGCAGCUAGCAGCAGAAGAUAUCAGCCACAUCACCCCUACACAAGGCUUUAAUAUAAAGAGCAUGCAGUCUUCUGGCUUCAAGUUAAAUGUUUGGGACAUUGGAGGGCAGCGCAAGAUCCGUCCUUACUGGAGGAAUUAUUUUGAGAACACAGAUGUGCUAAUCUAUGUGAUUGACAGCUCAGACAGAAAAAGAUUUGAAGAGACAAGUUUGGAGCUUGCUGAGUUACUGGAAGAGGAAAAACUUGCUGCUGUGCCACUGCUAAUCUUUGCCAACAAGCAGGACCUGAUGACAGCUAGUCCUGCUUCAGAGCUGGCAGAGAGUCUCAACCUGCACACCAUCCGGGAUCGCAUGUGGCAGGUGCAGGCCUGCUCAGCGCUCACUGCUGAGGGAGUGCAGGAUGGAAUGACCUGGGUUUGCAGAAAUAUAAAAUUUCAGAAGAAAUAAGACAGGAGCCAAAGAAAACUUGCGGCUGCAUUUUAAACUCGAUUCAUUGAGAUAUUUUUGAUUGUGGACGAAAUAUGUCUUGAUUUUUCUUCUUUAACACUAUGGAUUCGUCAUUUAAUCUGCAUUUGGCAGUAAAAAUCAUUUCAUAGAUAUUUAUUGUUAAUAUACUCAUUCUGUACAUGCUAACUUCUUAGCAUAAUUGAUGUGUAUUAUUUCUAUAUGCUAUUUUGUUCAAAUUGUUGUUUCUACAUGCAAUUUUUGUAAAAUUUCUUUAAUCCAAGGUAGUAACUUUCUGAAUAAACAUUCAGAAGAGUGGUGGGGUCAUGACUGGUAGGUGUUGUGGACUUGCAAGUCUAGCUUGUGAACACUAGAAGGCGACCUU
Messenger RNA from Melanotaenia boesemani (Boeseman's rainbowfish), 1098 nucleotides. RefSeq names its product ADP-ribosylation factor-like protein 3. Lineage: Eukaryota; Metazoa; Chordata; Actinopteri; Atheriniformes; Melanotaeniidae. The coding region runs from base 168 to 716 and encodes 182 amino acids. The record is from RefSeq and is a predicted model, not a curated record. Gene Ontology annotation, cellular component: microtubule cytoskeleton; cytoplasm. The transcript has 7 exons. Gene Ontology annotation, biological process: cilium assembly. Gene Ontology annotation, molecular function: GTPase activity; GTP binding.